AUGGGUAAACAUUCAUGCAUCGCUUGGGCUCCAAUUCUAUGGGGAAAGUGUCGUGUUUUAUUUCUGAGAAAUAAUAAGAAAGCCAAGUUAUCAAAAGUUGACAAUGAAUCUGUUCACGAGGGACAUCAUAUCCCUGAUCUUCCUUUUCAUAUCAUCACCAACAUACUCCUUAGACUUCCCGCAAAGUGCAUCUUCCAGUUGAGGCACCAUACUAGAUCAACUGACUUGUUAUAUGAUUUAACCACGGAUCCGUACUUUAUGCGCGCACACCUAGACCAAGCCCGAGCUACUCCAACCAUUGUUGUGCGAUCUCUUUCGCAACCCAUUGACAAUUGCAUAGAGCUUUUUCUUUUUGAUGAUAAAGCUGAGUACGUUGAGGCUACAAGCUUCGAUCUUAGUUCAUAUGGCGAGGAGCGCCCAACUGAUCUCUGGGGUUCAUAUGAUGGGUUUCUUUUAUUCACAAGCCAAUCCAGGCAUUUAUGGCAAUUCUGUAUUUGGAACCCGAUCACAAAAGAACAACUAACCGUCACCUCGCCAAGUCGUCUUUUAUCUGUCUGUGGAUUUUACUUCCAUCCAUGUAAAAAGGAGUACGAAAUGGUUGUAUGUCGCUAUACUGCACGAAAAUUCGACUUUCAGAUUCUUAAUUUAAGAACUAAGCAUAGAAGAAGUGUUGGUAGCGGCUCUUACCCUCCAAGUACAAAAAGACCACCUGUAUUUAUCAACGGGACGUUUUACUGGAUGGUGGAUUAG
Molecule: messenger RNA, 750 nt
Organism: Papaver somniferum (opium poppy)
Lineage: Eukaryota; Viridiplantae; Streptophyta; Magnoliopsida; Ranunculales; Papaveraceae
Exons: 1
Coding region: 1-750 (249 amino acids)
Molecular function (GO): protein binding
Source: RefSeq, a predicted model, not a curated record